Molecule: messenger RNA, 948 nt
Organism: Drepanopeziza brunnea f. sp. 'multigermtubi' MB_m1
Lineage: Eukaryota; Fungi; Ascomycota; Leotiomycetes; Helotiales; Drepanopezizaceae
Cellular component (GO): cytoplasm; mitochondrion
Source: RefSeq, a predicted model, not a curated record
AUGGCAAAUAUUUCUUCCUCCACAACGGCCUCGCCCCCCUUCACAAAGGCCGUAGUAGGCGCUAUGAGAAAACUGUACCCCGAGAAGCUUGCCGAUAGCAGUUUCGACAAUACUGGCCUACUGCUCGAAGCUCCGCACCGCCCAGAUUCUCGGCUGAAGAAUUCGGCACUGUUAACGAUUGAUCUGACCAAGGCUGUUGCGGAUGAGGCGAUUGCUCGGCAAGACUCAAUUGUUAUCAGUUAUCAUCCUAUCAUCUUUCGAGGUCUGAAGUCCAUCACGCUGAAUAACACGCAGCAGACCUCACUGCUACGUCUAGCCCAGGAGGGCAUCAGCGUCUAUAGCCCACAUACGGCUGUUGAUGCCGCACCAGGUGGACUUAACGACUGGUUGGCAGACAUCGUCACCAACACAGACAGAUGCGUCGCUGACAGAAAUCCCCUAUCCCAUAAUCGCCAAAUCAUCAACCCCGUCAAAGACCUUUCCAGCCUCCCCCCGCACUUCUCCUCUGCCGGCUACGGGCGCAUCAUAACCUUUUCCGAGACCCAGAACCUGAUCCCAAUAAUAGAGCACGUUCGCGUCGGUCUCGGCAACCUGCGUGGUCUCUCCGUCGCCAUCCCCCAGCACAUCACGGGUGCCUCGCGAGCCGAGAUCGGAAUCCGAACAGUUGGUAUCUGUGCUGGAUCGGGAGGAUCGAUGCUGAAUGGCCUGGACGUGGAUCUAUUGUUUACAGGGGAGUUAAGUCACCAUGAGGCGCUGGCGGCGGUGGAGAACGGACGGUGUGUGAUUACGGCGAGUCACAGUAAUAGCGAGAGGGGGUAUCUGAAGGUUAUGAAGGGUUUGCUGGAGGCAGAGUUGAAGGGGGAGGGACAAUUCGAGGUUGCGGUUAGUGAGUGUGAUAGAGACCCGUUUGAGAUCAUCACGAAUCCCGGUGAGCAAAUGGGAGGAUAA